This is a messenger RNA of Pyrus x bretschneideri (Chinese white pear), 1925 nucleotides long. RefSeq names its product vesicle-associated protein 2-2. The coding region runs from base 336 to 1601 and encodes 421 amino acids. Gene Ontology annotation, biological process: endoplasmic reticulum membrane organization. The transcript is spliced from 8 exons. Gene Ontology annotation, cellular component: endoplasmic reticulum membrane; plasma membrane. The record is from RefSeq and is a predicted model, not a curated record. Lineage: Eukaryota; Viridiplantae; Streptophyta; Magnoliopsida; Rosales; Rosaceae.
GGUUGCUGAGAAAAAAGCAGAGUGCGGGAAAAUGGAAGUUGAUUGAAUUUGAUUUUCCCGACAGAUUUUAUCACGAUUCUCUUCUUUUUGUUUUGGGAUCUAGUGCUCGAAAACUUUUUCGCAACUUUUCUAUAAAAAUUAUUCUACUGGGUCCCGACGAUUCGAUAAUUUCAAUCAUAUUCGUAAUCGAUUAGUAAAGUUUUUGUUUCUGAGAUUUUCUCAGCAACCAAACAGCCGGUCAGUCACUAAUAUACACGAUCAUAUACGCAUACAGAUACAUCAUACGUGUUUCUAAUUUCUAAAUAUUUACAUUGUUACAUUUGUAUGCAGUAACAAUGAACACGCAGCUGUUGGAGAUUCAACCAAACGAAUUGAAGUUCUUGUUUGAAUUGAAGAAGCAAAGCUCAUGCUCGAUUCGGCUUACCAACCUGACCGACAGCUAUGUUGCUUUUAAGGUUAAGACUACGUCCCCUAAGAAAUACUGUGUCCGCCCAAAUGUUGGUGUUGUCUUACCGAAAUCAACUUCUGAGUUUUCGGUUACAAUGCAAGCACCACAAACUGGUAUGGUAGAUAUGGAAUGCAAAGAUAAGUUUUUAAUCCAGAGCACGAUUGUUUCUUCUCGGACAACUGAUGAGGAUAUUACCGCUAGCAUGUUUUCUAAAGACGGUGGCAAGUACAUUGAAGAGAAAAAGCUAAGAGUAACCCUCUUUAGUCCACCCAAUUCCCCAAUGCUGUCACCAAUGAAGGUAGACUUGAAGCAGGGGCUCGGCUAUGAACAUUCAGUUCUAAAAGAUCAAUUUGGUGGAGUUGAAAUCCUCCCUUCGCUGAACCAGGUUACUAAGGAUGUGAAGUUUGCGGCUACUAAUGAGAUGCGAAAGCCAUCAACGGAUACUCAUGAGAAGCCAAAACCAUCAAAGGAUGUAGAGUUGAAACCAGGAAAAGACUUUGAAUUGAAACCAGAAAAAGAUUUUGAGUUGAAACCAGAAAAAGAUGUGGAGUUGAAGCCAGCAAAAUAUGAGGCAUUGGAACCAGAAAAAGAGGCUGAGUUGAAACCAGUAAAAGAUGUGGAACUAAAAUCAGCAAAGGAUGUGGAGUUGAAACCAGUAAAAGAUGUGGAACUAAAAUCAGCAAAGGAUGUGGAGUUGAAACCCGAAAAAGAGGUCGAGUUGAAACCCGAAAAAGAGGUCGAGUUGAAACCCGAAAAAGAGGCGGAGUUGAAACCUGUAAAUGACGUGGAACUAAAAUCAGCAAAGGAUGUGGAGUUGAAACCGCCAAACGUUACGGAGUUGAAACUAGAAAAAGAUGUGGAGUUGAAUGCAACAAAGAUUGUGGAAGAUUUGAAGUUAGUGAAGGAUAUCCAAGAGAUGAAAUCAAAGCUAAAUGCACUUGAAUUAAAGCUGAGCCAGGCUGAAGUUACUAUUUCAAAGCUAACAGAGGAGAGGAGUUCAAGCAUUCAAGAGACGAGAAAUAUACAGCAGCAAUUAGCACAACUGGGUAUAAGAGGUGUGGAUGUGAAAGUAGUCCAAGUCGGAUUUCCUCUCCUCUUUGUUUGUAUGGUGGCGAUCAUGAGCGUUGCUAUCGGAUACUGUAUACACCCUUGAAGAACAUGUGCAUGAAGCUAGAACCAUCGGUGCCAGUUAGAUGUGUACAGAUGAAGUUUAUAGGGGACAGUCUAGCCAAAUUUAAUCACAGUAGAGACAUUAGAUACACACAUUUUCUUGUUUCCGAUAAGGUAUGUACUUGUUUUCAAGGCAUGGUGUUUUGAAGGAACUACCUUUACCCUUAAAGAAUUUAAAACAUUAAAAAAUAAAAUAGAUUAGGGUGCGUGGGGAGCAAAGUUUUCUGAACUUUAUGCCAUGUUUAGUUUCUGUCCAUGAACUCUCAUAUUAGUUUUCUUCGUCCUUAAACUUAAACUUUGCGUUGUA